Messenger RNA from Symbiodinium natans, 366 nucleotides. NCBI's taxonomy places the organism in Eukaryota, Dinophyceae, Suessiales, Symbiodiniaceae. The record is from the annotation of a GenBank genome assembly.
AUGGGUUCCGAGCUCUUGGCCCACAAGCAGUGCAAGGGCGGCACGCUGCGCGAAGUCCUGCUCCGCUUCCAAGCAGACGGGCACGGGGGCCCAGCGUCUGGAGGAGAGGAGUGCUCCCUGGAAUCGGCCCACCAUUUCUACUCGUCCGCCGUCGAGGAGACCUGGAGUCGCAUGGUGACGAAGCAAACGCUGCAGGCCAUGGCUUAUUGCCACGGUAUGCGAAUCAUCCACAAGGACCUCAAGGACGAGAACGUGAUGCUCCUGAAAGGGUCGGAGACCUCCGAGCCCUUCGUGGUCAUUAUCGACCUGGGAGUCGCCUGCAGAGAUUUCUUGGUUUUCUGCGUCUUCGUGGUGAGUUUGUGCUGA